UAUUCAGUUGAUUGUUCACGGUGGUAGCAAGUAGUUCCUCGUUGCUGUAGUUCCCUCGGAAUCCCCCCACACGAGUAGGAACUAUCCCAGACGAAAGUAUCAAUUUGUUGCACUUUGGUCGCAUCAGAAGGCACGGAAAGGUGUGAAAAAUGCGGUUCGUUGUGGUGCUAUGCUGCCUGAUGGGCACUGCUUUUGCUGGCGAGUUGGUUAAGCGUGAAGCUCCACUCCCAUCUAGCAGUUACGGUGCUCCUUCUUCGGGAGGACAUUCAGGAGGAUAUUCUGGAGGCCACUCUGGAGGACAUUCAGGAGGUCAUUCGGGUGGACACUCUGGUGGAUUCGGUGGUGGAUUCGGUGGUGGUAUUUCGGGAUCAUAUGGACCACCAGCUCCUCCAUCAAAUUCCUAUGGACCUCCUCCAUCUAGCUCUUACGGCCCACCAUCCCGUCCAUCUCCUAGCUAUGGACCCCCACCAUCUAGGCCCUCUCCUAGCUAUGGACCCCCACCGUCUGCCCCAGCUCCAAGCUACGGACCCCCACCAUCUCGUCCAUCCCCAAGCUAUGGACCCCCACCAUCUCCCAGCUAUGGACCUCCACCAUCUAGGCCUUCCCCAAGCUACGGACCUCCACCAUCAAGGCCAUCUUCUAGCUAUGGACCCCCACCAUCCAGGCCAUCCAGCAGCUACGGACCCCCACCAUCAAGGCCUUCAUCUAGCUAUGGACCCCCUGCCACUUCAUACGGAGUUCCAGCUGCUCCCUCAUCUUCCUAUGGUGCCCCUAGCUUCGGCGGCGGCUCAUCUCAUGGCUCUCACGGUGGUGGUUUCGGAGGUGGCUCAUCUCACAGCUUCGGCGGUAGCUUUGGUGGAUCUUCCCAUGGCGGUAGCUUCGGUGGUGGAUCAUCUCACGGUUUCGGUGGUGGUCUUUCUUCCUCAUAUGGUGCCCCAGCUCCCCCAUCAUCUUCCUACGGAGCCCCAGCUGCCCCAUCAUCUUCCUACGGACCACCAUCUUCUAGCUAUGGUGCCCCUGCUCCUCCAUCCUCCUCGUACGGAGCUCCCAGCUUCGGAGGAUCACACGGUGGAUCACACGGUGGAUCCCACGGUGGAUCCCAUGGUGGUAGCUCCCAUGGAAGCUCUCAUUCCUUCGGUGGAAGCAGCAGCUUCGGACACAGUGCUCCCUCUUCAUCCUACGGAGCCCCAUCUCCACCAUCUUCUAGCUAUGGUGCCCCACCAUCCUCAAGCUACGGUGCCCCAUCUGGAGGCUACAGUGGUGGUAGCUUCGGUGGAUCAUCUCAUGGUGGCAGUUUCGGUGGAUCAUCUCAUGGCGGCGGCUUCGGUGGAUCAUCCCAUGGCGGUAGCUUCGGUGGUGGAUACUCCUCAGGUGGACACAGCUCUGUGCCCGAAACAAUUCCCCAAAGCUAUUCCUCAAACGGAGGCUACAGUUACUAAAGUACCCCGUGCGUUUGUCCUGGCGCUUCUUGUGAUCCUGUUCCUGGGACCAGGGCCGCCCUUGAAAGUCGACCAAACCCAGAUUGCAAUGUGAAAUGUGCCUGAAAUUUUCAUCUUCCAUGCCCAUGUCUAUUGUUUCUAGUGUAAAUUAUUUAAUUUUUCUUGUUUUCUCGUGUGUUAUAUUAUUAAUUUGUAUAGCCAAGUAAGUGCCUCACUUCAAGCAUUCGUCGUCUCCCUCAUUCUUCUUCUCCAAAAAAAUGCACAAAGAUUGUAAAAAAGAAAAGAAAAUUAAUUCCAAUUGCAAGUCCAUCUGUUAGCGGCUCAGAGACACAACGUCACCCACAUCUUCGAAUUGAAAAAUACUCAAAACCUCUUGUGUUUUUUUUUGUAUUCAACUUGAAUAUGGUUAUUUUGUAAUGAAUUCUCAAGAUGUUUUCAAGCCAAUAAAAAGAAAAUACAAGUGUUUUUUCAAACAUUAUUA
This is a messenger RNA of Lutzomyia longipalpis, 1920 nucleotides long. It is a transcript of the gene Muc91C, whose product is annotated as pro-resilin. The record is from RefSeq and is a predicted model, not a curated record. NCBI's taxonomy places the organism in Eukaryota, Metazoa, Arthropoda, Insecta, Diptera, Psychodidae. The transcript is spliced from 4 exons. Bases 150 to 1439 code for a protein of 429 amino acids.